This is a messenger RNA of Parnassius mnemosyne (clouded apollo), 1122 nucleotides long. NCBI's taxonomy places the organism in Eukaryota, Metazoa, Arthropoda, Insecta, Lepidoptera, Papilionidae. The record is from the annotation of a GenBank genome assembly.
AUGAGCGGUACCAUGUAUUUUGGAGGCGUUGAAGGGGGAGCGACACACUCGAACCUGGUCAUCUGUGAUCAGAACGGUGAAGUGCUCGGUCAGGCCAAAGGACCAGGGACUAACCACUGGGUUCUGGGCAUAGAAAAAUGCGCGCAAAGGAUAAUAUCCAUGCUCCACGCGGCGAAAGAAAACGCCGGAAUACCGCUUGAUGUACCGUUGGAUUCCCUGGGCUUGACGCUGUCCGGGUGCGAGCAGGAGAGCAGCAACGCGGAGCUAGCCGCCCGCGUGCUAGAGAAGGACAGCCAUAGCUCCCGCGCUAUCUACGUCGGAUCAGACACGGCCGGGUCGUUGUUCACCGGUGCGCCGAACGGAGGAAUGGUUUUAAUUGCUGGAACGGGCUCCAAUGCAUUACUUCGGACUCCGGAUGGCAAGCAACACGGCUGCGGAGGCUGGGGCUACCUUUUAGGAGAUGAAGGUGGAGCUUAUUGGAUCGCUCAUCGGGCGGUGAAGUACGUGUUUGAUGAUGUGGAUGGCUUGCGUGCCUCCCCCCAUCCUACGGAAAGAGUGUGGGAGGCCAUCCGGGAGCAUUUCAACGCGGACUCCAGAGCCGAUUUGUUGCCACACGCCUACAAGCAUUUCGACAAGUCACAUUUUGCUGGUCUGGCGGCGAAGCUGUCGGGGCUGGCGGCGCGCGGCGACGCGCUGAGCGCGCACGUGCUGGGCGAGGCGGGCGCCGCGCUGGCCGCGCACGUGGCCGCGCUGUGUGCGCGCGCCGCGCCCGCCCCGCGCGCCCCGCACGCCCCGCGCGCCCUGCGCGUCGUGUGCGUGGGCUCCGUCUGGAACAGCUGGCACACGCUGCGCCCCGGCCUGCUGCGCCAGCUCGUCGACAGACAGGUGAAAACAGAACUAGAAUUAGUUCGGUUACGUGUAUCUAGUGCGAUGGGAGCGGCAUGGCUAGCCGCUAAACACGUAGGCUAUGAUUUGCCACGAGAUGACUCCGCGUUCUGCGAAGUGUUCUACACUUACCGACCCAAUGAGUUGGUAAACGGCGACAACGGUAAAAUAAAUGGUAAAUGCACCGAGAAUGGUUUCCAGGGCUGCGGCUGUGAGGAUUGGUGUAACUGGAGCUAG